This is a messenger RNA of Hydatigera taeniaeformis, 747 nucleotides long. The record is from the annotation of a GenBank genome assembly. Lineage: Eukaryota; Metazoa; Platyhelminthes; Cestoda; Cyclophyllidea; Taeniidae.
AUGUCCAUUCCCGGCACCCCUGGCUGGAACGAUCCACCAGCGCUUGCUCUUGGCGUCUCCGACAGCGCGGCAUCAUCACGGCGCCUCCGUCCGCGAGUAUUUCAUUCUGUCGAUGGCGUAGGGGCCGCCGGUUCCUCUGUGACAAGCGCAGUCCACCCCAGUUCUGGUCUAGUACCUCCAAUCUUACCCCAUGGCCCGCUACUCCCUGAUGGGCAGCCCUUUGUGCCGCAAACAUCGCUUCAUGUUUCUCUGGCGUCCCAACAGCAGCAGGUGCCAUCUUUGCAGCCACAGCAAAACUAUGACACUGCCUCCACACUCUCUCGUCUGUCCGCCCAGGUUACUAAGGUUCUGGGAGAUUCGUCUUUGGAGAUCCCAGGGAAGAACGCAAUUUUGGCCUCAAUAUCUUCUCUUCAUUUGGACAUCUCUCUAAAUCGGCUAUCGGCGGGCGCUAAUGAGCUUGUGAAGCAAUUCAUUUCAUUCCUUGAGGUUAAGGAUUUCAAGCAAGCCGAGGACACUCUCAAUGUAAUUAAGCAUCAAUCAGAGGACAUGAAUCUCAUCACUUGUUCUUUUGGCGCUAAGCUCAGGCUCGAAACUCUGAUCCUCUUUUUCUACUCUAGACUGCUUAAUUGUUGCGGUGAAUUGGGCAGCGGCCUUGCAUCACCUCCUGUACUAUGCCCACAUACAAGCCUUGAGACAAUGAUCCACACCGCGACCUUCACACCCAGUGUACCUCAAUCCCAUGAAUGA